AUGAGUCGGCUUCCGUUGCCAAUGGCAAAGAGGUAUGUGCUGCGGCUUUUCAUAUCACUCAAAUACGCGACUGCCAAUGUUGUGGAUCGGCAGAGCGGGCGAGUGGUGGUGACGGCAUCUUCGGUGGAGAAGGCGCUCAAAGAAGGGCUCGAGUGCGGCCACACUUGCAAUGACAAGGCGGCGGCGGCAGUCGGAGAAGUGCUUGUUGUGCGCUUUAAGGUUGAUGGCCUGGCUCAGGAACCAAUAUACGCCAAUGCAGCCAAGGAGGUGGAGAAGAAGGGGUUCAAGAAUCGGAGCAAGGUUUGGGCCAUUUUCAAUGCCCUCCGCUCACAUAGUGUCAACCUCCACCUUGACCAAGACGACCAUGAGCCUCCUGCUUCUCUCUGUUGGAGAUUUUUAGACAUUCUUGCUUUAUCCAACAACGUGGGGUGUGAGCAAGGUGAUGGUAAUCAUGUUCUCCAACUUAUAAUGCUUAGGCUUCCUAUCAUCAUAGAGGUUGAGAAGUGCAGCACUCCAACUUAGCUUAGGUUAAUGAAGGACAUGUUUUUGAUAAAAUGCUUGUGAGAUGUAGCAGGGACUUUGUUAGUUGGAAGGUAAUCGAACAAGCAGGGACUCGACUAUUCUUCUUUCCUCUAGUACUAUAUUUGUGCAUUUUGUCAUGUAGGGCAAUGAUUUGAUGUUAAUGAAUGGUAUGCUUUUGAUGAAAUGCUUGAAAGUGUAGACUAAUCACUUAUGUCCCCGCUUUACCUAGCAAGUGUGUUACCUCCUGCUUUGAGACUUUCCAUCUCCACUCUCCCAGGUUGACUCAUGGCUAC
This is a messenger RNA of Elaeis guineensis (African oil palm), 815 nucleotides long. RefSeq lists its product as uncharacterized. The record is from RefSeq and is a predicted model, not a curated record. Gene Ontology annotation, biological process: translation. Gene Ontology annotation, molecular function: structural constituent of ribosome; 5S rRNA binding. Lineage: Eukaryota; Viridiplantae; Streptophyta; Magnoliopsida; Arecales; Arecaceae. Gene Ontology annotation, cellular component: ribosome.